Molecule: messenger RNA, 1134 nt
Organism: [Torrubiella] hemipterigena
Lineage: Eukaryota; Fungi; Ascomycota; Sordariomycetes; Hypocreales; Clavicipitaceae
Source: the annotation of a GenBank genome assembly
CUUGCGGCCAGAAAUCGACUAAGAACACAGCCUCGACCACCCCUCCUACAAAUACAAGAAACUGCCAACUCUCAUACUCCUCUUUCUCUGUCGGACUGAUACCAUUCCUACGCCCCUCGAAUCUACCUCUCUCUGAACUCGCGAAGCAAUCCUACGACGACACCAGCACCAGGGCUGCCUGUUGCUUACAUCGGACGCUCCAGCCAUGGCGGCGUCAGUGUGUGCACGCCCGACUAUAACGUCAAGCUCAGAUGACUUGGCGGCUGCAAAUCUCGAAUAUAUCCAAUAUGAACACAGCCUAGAAAAUACAUAUCUCCCAGCUAUCCGCUCCCUUAUCGCGAAAGAUCUUAGUGAGCCUUACAGCAUCUACGUCUACCGCUACUUCUUAUACCAAUGGGCUCAUCUUUGUUUCAUGGCUUUGAAUCCGAAAGAUUCGUCCCUAAUUGGCGUUGUUAUUUGCAAACUCGAAGUCCAUUCCUGCCGAUCGACACCAACACGGCGUGGCUACAUAGCAAUGCUCGCAGUGGCAGAAGAAUUCCGUGGACAAGGGAUUGCUACGGCUCUUGUUAAGAAAGCGAUGGAUGCUAUGAUUGAACGCAAUGCCGACGAAAUAGUACUAGAGACGGAAGAGACCAACAAGACUGCCAUGCGGCUAUACGAACGACUUGGCUUCUUCCGAUCCAAAAAGCUACAUCGCUACUAUCUCAACGGAAGCAGUGCCUAUCGGCUUGUGCUUCCUCUGAAACCUGUGGAUACGGAUACCAGUCUUUCCCUGUCCGAGGAUGAUGUCCUAUGAGCGUAUGUCUAUCCUCAUAGCUUCUUCUCCUGCAUUGCUCAUGGCGAAUGGUUUAGCAUCAGUGUGAUUAUUUAGGACGCAUUAUUUACUGGUUUGUAUUUUGUAUUUUACUGGCGAGCAUUUUGAAGCGCUUUUACAGUAUAUUAUUCUUACUUCCCAUGUCAAUGUACGAUUGAAGUUCCAAAAGAAGUUGGUACAUGAGUGUGUUUCACAACUUGGUAUCUGUAGGUUGUUUGAUAGACAUUACCUCACCAAGGAGUACUACUAUCGCUUGGCACAAACGCCGGCUCUCGGUCCCAUACAAUCCGGGUGUACCUACGUCUUUAGGAUACUCCUGA